This is a messenger RNA of Hemicordylus capensis (graceful crag lizard), 3188 nucleotides long. RefSeq names its product dipeptidyl peptidase 8 (gene DPP8). Gene Ontology annotation, biological process: proteolysis. Gene Ontology annotation, molecular function: serine-type peptidase activity; dipeptidyl-peptidase activity. The record is from RefSeq and is a predicted model, not a curated record. The transcript is spliced from 20 exons. The coding region runs from base 286 to 2940 and encodes 884 amino acids. NCBI's taxonomy places the organism in Eukaryota, Metazoa, Chordata, Lepidosauria, Squamata, Cordylidae.
GCCGCCCCGCAGCAGCGAAGAGGCAGCCAGGCAGGCAGCGAGCCAGCCAGCCAGCGGCCUCCUGCUUCCUCCGUGCCCGGCGGGGGCGGUGUGCGCAAAGCGCGCCGGCUGGGCAGGGCAGAGCUCUGGAGCGCCUCGGUGGCGGCUGCUGCUGCUGCUGGAGCCGGAGGGGGACGAGGAAGCGGAAGCGCCUCUGCAGCAGGAGGAGCAGCAGCAGCAGCAGCCGCCCAAGCGCCGGGCAGCGACGCGCCGCCGCCGCCGCCUCCUCCGAGAGGAACAUGCAGCAUGGCAGCAGCCAUGGAGACUGAACAGCCGGGGCUUGAAAUCUUUGAAACGGCCGAGCAGAAGGAGAGCCUGGUGCCGCCGGAUGAGAAGUCCAAGCUGGAACCCUACUAUGUGGAGAGAUACUCCUGGAGUCACCUAAAGAAGCUGCUGACGGAGACCAGGAAAUACCACGGCUGCCUGAUGGCCAAAGCCCCCCACGACUUCACGUUCGUGAAGAGGAAUGACCCAGAAGGACCCCACUCAGACAGGGUCUACUACCUUGCAAUGUCCGGUGAGAAUAGGGAAAACACGCUCUUCUAUUCCGAAGUUCCCAAAACCAUCAACAAGGCUGCGGUUCUUAUGCUGUCCUGGAAGCCCCUUUUGGAUCUUUUCCAGGCCAGCCUAGACUAUGGGAUGUACUCCCGUGAGGAGGAGUUGCUGCGGGAGAGGAAGCGCAUUGGCACCAUCGGGAUUGCUUCUUACGAUUACCACCGGGAGAGCGGCACCUUCCUCUUCCAGGCCGGCAGCGGGAUCUACCACGUGAAAGACGGCGGCCCCCAUGGGUUCACAAAACAGCCUCUGCGGCCUAAUUUGGUGGAGACGAGUUGCCCGAACAUACGGAUGGAUCCCAAGCUGUGCCCAGCAGAUCCGAACUGGAUUGCCUUUAUCCACAGCAAUGACAUCUGGAUCUCCAACCUAGCAACCAGAGAAGAAAGGAGGCUGACCUUUGUGCAUAAAGAAUUUGCCAACAUCGAAGAAGAUCCGAAAUCAGCUGGGGUUGCAACGUUUGUGCUGCAGGAGGAGUUUGAUCGAUACACAGGCUACUGGUGGUGCCCAGAAGCAGAACCAUGUGUUGGAGGAGGCAAGAUUCUUCGGAUUCUGUACGAGGAGAAUGACGAGUCGGAGGUAGAGAUCAUUCACGUCACGUCCCCCAUGUUGGAGACGAGGAGGACGGAUUCCUUUCGGUACCCCAAAACAGGGACCGCCAACCCCAAAGUCACUUUCAAGUUGUCCGAAAUAACAAUUGAUGCUGAUGGCAAAAUUUCAGAAGUUGUGGAUAAAGAACUUGUUCAGUCUUUCGAGAUCCUCUUUGAAGGUGUGGAGUACAUCGCCAGAGCAGGAUGGACCCGGGAGGGAAAAUAUGCUUGGGCCAUCUUGCUGGAUCGUUCCCAGACACGGCUUCAGAUCGUGUUGCUCCCCCCUGCUUUAUUCAUACCUGUGGAAGACGAUGCCAUGGAAAGGCAGAAAUUAAUAGACGCUGUGCCGGACUCUGUCACCCCGCUGGUUGUUUAUGAAGAAGCGACGGACAUCUGGAUAAACAUCCAUGAUAUCUUCCACGUGUUCCCCCAAACCCGCGAAGAUAUGAUAGAAUUUAUAUUCGCUUCUGAGUGCAAAACAGGAUUCCGGCAUCUCUACAAAAUCACAACCGUUUUGAAAGAGAGCAGAUACAAACGGUCGUGCGGAGGACUUCCUGCCCCAAGCGAUUUCCUGUGUCUCGCCAAAGAGGAGAUGCCAAUUACCAGCGGGGAGUGGGAGGUGCUUGGCCGCCAUGGUUCCAACAUCCGGGUGGAUGAAGCUAAAAAACUGGUAUAUUUUGAAGGUACGAAGGAUUCCCCCUUGGAACACCACUUGUACGUCGUUAACUACGAGAACCCCGGGGAAGUGAAGCGGCUGACGGAGCGCGGCUUCUCACACGCCUGCUGUGUUAGUCAGAGCUGCGACCUGGUCAUCUGCAAAUUCAGUAACCAGAAGACACCCCAUCAGGUAUCCCUAUACAGACUGACCGGCCAUGAAGACGAUCUUGCCAACAGGUCCAAGGAAUUCUGGGCCACCAUUUUGGACUCUGCAGGACCUCUCCCUGAUUACGUGCCCCCUGAGAUCUUCUCUUUUGAGAGCUCCUCAGGAUUUCCACUUUAUGGGAUGAUGUAUAAACCCCAUAAUCUACAACCCGGGAAGAAAUAUCCAACGGUGCUCUUCAUAUACGGAGGUCCUCAGGUGCAGGUGGUGAAUAACCGAUUCAAAGGAGUCAAAUAUUUCCGCUUGAACACGCUGGCCUCCCUGGGUUACGUUGUGGUGGUGAUUGACAACCGGGGUUCCUGCCACCGAGGGUUGAAGUUCGAAGGUGCCUUUAAACACAAGAUGGGACAGAUUGAAAUAAGCGACCAAGUGGAAGGCUUGCAGUACUUGGCUUCCCGAUACGAAUUCAUCGAUUUAGACAGAGUCGGCAUCCAUGGCUGGUCUUACGGAGGAUACCUUUCCCUUAUGGCAUUGCAGCAGAGGCCAGAGAUCUUCAAGGUUGCUGUUGCCGGCGCGCCCGUCACCCUGUGGCUUUUCUACGAUACAGGCUAUACCGAGCGCUACAUGGGACAUCCGGAUAAUAACGAGCAGGGGUAUUACCUCGGCUCGGUGGCGAUGCAGGCGGAUAAGUUUCCUUCAGAACCCAACCGGUUGCUGCUGCUGCAUGGAUUCUUAGAUGAAAACGUCCACUUUGCACACACUAGUAUCUUGCUGAGUUUUCUGGUCAGAGCUGGGAAGCCCUAUGAUCUACAGAUCUACCCUCAGGAGCGACACAGCAUCAGGGUCCCCGAGUCUGGAGAGCACUACGAACUUCACCUCUUGUACUAUCUCCAGGAGAACCUGGGGUCACACAUGGCGGCGCUGAAGACGGUCCAAUGAUAGGCUGCCGAGGGGUCCGCCCACCAACCGCUGCUGAACCCGACGCAGAACCCGAGAGCGGAAUGCCGCCUCCUGGCGCCUGCCUCUUCUCCUCCGCUGCGGAUCGAGUGAAACACGUACACAGCCUUGCUUUAUUCUCCUCCUCCUUCCUCUUUUUAAAAAGUCAGCCUCGGUGCCGUGCAAGGAGACGACUGUACAGCAUCCCAGUAAUUUUAAAUGUAAAUAAUAAUAAAAUGGAAUGUCUGUGC